Fusarium verticillioides 7600 is the source of this 1089-nucleotide messenger RNA. Its product is annotated as alcohol dehydrogenase. Lineage: Eukaryota; Fungi; Ascomycota; Sordariomycetes; Hypocreales; Nectriaceae. Bases 1 to 1089 code for a protein of 362 amino acids. The record is from RefSeq and is a predicted model, not a curated record. The transcript is spliced from 4 exons.
AUGUCCUCUUUUCAACACGGCUAUGUGAAAGACCUUCUCAUUCAACCCCAAGCAACACGUAUGGGUUACACCAGACUUGGUCGCUCUGGCUUGAAGAUUUCCAAAAUCAUUCUUGGGGCCAUGUCUUACGGAAGUAAAGAUUGGCUUAAGUGGGUUCUCGAAGAAGACGAAGCCCUGCCUCUCCUCGAGCACGCCUUCAAAGCCGGCAUCAACACCUGGGAUACGGCUGAUCUUUAUUCAAACGGUGUCUCCGAAGAAAUCGUCGCCAAAGCGCUGGCUGUGUACAACAUUCCCCGAGAGCGCGUCGUGAUCAUGACCAAAUGCCGGUUCGCCACCAGCGCCCCAGGCGAGCCUCAACUCUCUGUCUUUGCUGCUUCCAUCAAUGAUGGGGAGAUGGUGAACAGAGCUGGACUGUCGCGCAAGCACAUCUUUGACGCAGUGCAAGCUAGUGUCAAGAGGUUGGGUACUUACAUCGACGUUCUGCAGAUCCAGCGUAUGGAUCCAGAUGUCCCGCGGGAGGAGAUCAUGAAAGCUUUGAACGACGUGGUGGAACUUGGUUUGGCACGAUAUAUCGGGGCUAGCUCUAUGCCCGCUUGGGAGUUUCAGGCGUUGCAAAAUGUGGCUGAGCGAAAUGGCUGGCAUAAGUUCAUUUCAAUGCAGAACUAUUAUAACCUUCUCUACCGAGAGGAAGAACGGGAGAUGAUGCCGUACUGCAAAGACGCAGGAGUCGGAUGUAUUCCCUGGUCUCCCAACGCACGCGGUGUUCUUGCUCGUCCCUGGAAUGGCCUUGACGAAAGGACUUCAUUGCGAACACAGUAUGACCAAACGCUCAGUCGACUCUACGAUCGAGAGAACGAAGCAGACAAGGCAACUGUUGAUAUAGUUGAAAAGGUGGCCAAGGCGAGAGGACUUCCCAUGGCGGUAAUCGCGACUGCAUGGUGCUUGCAUAAGGGAGUCAAUCCGAUCAUCGGCCUGAACAGCAAGGAGCGCAUUGAUGAAGCGGUGCUGGCUGCUGACAUCACUUUGACGGACGAUGAGGUUGCAGAACUUGAGUCGGCUUACCGACCGAAGUCUGUUACUGGAUAUUAG